GAUGGUUGACAUGAUUUCACACCUUUUCUUUGGAAUGUCUGGAAAGUUCUUUCGCCAAGUCGUCAGAAGACAGCAUUCACAGCAAAUACAUGCAAUGUAACAUAUUACUACCAACUAGAUCUGCAAUUAGUUUACUACAAAUAUUUUACGAUGCACCUCCAGCUACAACACGGAAUUUCUUGAUUUAGUAUCAGAUAACGUUUAAUCUAUAUAUGUGUUGCAAAGACCAAUAUGGCAACACCACCAGAUAUAGAGACAGCGACUAAGGAAAAUAUUGACGAAUGUAGUAUUUGUAUUGAACAGUUUAAGGACCCACGGCGUUUGACAUGCUUUCACACUUUUUGUUUUGGAUGUUUGAAGACAUUUGUCUCCAGGUCCUUAAAAGCCGGCAAGUUCUCGUGUCCUCUUUGUCGUUACGACGUUACCAUACCGGAGGAAGGAGUGUCGGGAUUUCCCGAAAAUAUAUACGCUGAUGCCCGAGCCAAAAGGCAAGCGCACAGGGAAGAAGAAAGUUGUGAGGCAUGCGAACAGAGAGCAGUUAAUAUGUGUCGCGAUUGUGAUAUACUUUUGUGUGAAUUGUGUACCAAGCCACACAGAGCGCUGCCCAUGUCGAGGUCACAUUUGUUAAUAAAUCUAGACGACUCUGUUGAAGGAAAACGUUUGCUUUUUAGAGAAAGAUUUUGUGAAAAGCACAAAGAUGAACAACUGAUAUUCUUCUGUAAGCACUGCAGCAGGGUGAUCUGUCGAAACUGUAAGCUCACCAGACACGACGGUCACAAGACAGUGGAUGUUUCUGACGUCGUUGAAGAUGCUCGUAUUAGCUUAGCAGAAAGGAAGGGUGAACUGGAGAAAUACGUGAAACAAACCAAAUCAUCCUACGAUGCAAUAGAGACAAAACAUGUGGGCAUAACUGUUGUGUUGCAUAAAGCCAAAAUAGAAAUCGAUAAUUCUGCAGACAGGUUGAUUGAUAUGAUAAACGAAAUCAGAAAUAAGGCAACUGAUAAAGUAAACGUUAUCGAGAAAAACAACGAAAGUAGAUUUGAGGAUGCAAACUGUGCUUACAAACAAAAGCAAUCAUUUCUGAAAAGCCAAAUGGACCACAUUGAUGAUAUACUGAAAGACGGACUUGACUGUGACGUCAUGGCCGUGGACGGCGAAGUCUCGGAGCGGAUGAGCGGCAUUGAGAAUGAGAUCUCAGUCACUACAGAUGAUUUUAUCGAGACUAUAGGUCUUCUUUCCAUUCAUGCCCCAUCUUCAAUUCAACUACAGUAUGUCCAUUGUGUUGUCAAUGAUGUCAUCGGACAUGUGCUGCAAGGUUUACCAAAACAACCUGUAGCCAUGUUGAUAAACAAUGUCAACUUAGGCAGAGACAAGAUAACAUCUAUUACUCUAACACAAUCAUCCAGCGCGUGGGUUGGUAAGAUCGUUAGUACAUGGUACUCGUCAAAGUUUAAAAUAUGUCUGUGUAACCUAAAAGAAACAUCAUUAAACUAUAAACUUGGUUUUGAAGUGGAUCCUGUGAAGUUAAACACAGAUGGUGUGAACCAGUUGUUACGAAUAUACAAUUCGAAGAACACAGAUACAAAAAUACCAAGUGAAGAAUGUAAAAAUCUCAAGAAAGAAUACCCACAAAAGGAUGUGAACAGCAAUGGCGACAGUUGUUGGGUUGUCGACCAAGAAGAUACUGUCAACAUCAAACUCUCGGAUGGGUUUUCUUUCAAGCUGACAUUCAAUCCGUUUACAAAAAGCGGACAACCUCUUAAGCCUUGCGACGUCUGCUGGGGAAAGAAAGAUGAGGUUUAUAUUGUGGACAGUGGAUCAAAAAGUAUUGUUGUUUACAGUCUCACAGACGGAUUUGUGAAAGCUCUUUUUAUCCCUGGAGAAAAGGAGUUUGAUCCAUCAGCUGUUGCUAUGGAUACUGAGGGUAAUCUUUGGAUUGGAGAACAUGAUGGAACGCUUAGCGUUUGCAAGGUUGAGUAACAUUCAGUAUACGUUGUAUACCGGUACAUUAAUAUAUACUUGUAUGUACAUUUACUUUGGAUCUGAACUUGAACAGACAAAGAUACACCUUGCUUCUGUAACUUUUGUAAAAGAGUUGAUAUUUAAGAAAAACAUGUAUACAAGUUCACAAAACUGUUAGCAAUUUGCUUGUGUUGAAGUGAACAUGUUCACUUAAAUUUGAAAUAGUAAUGAUAGCCAUACAACUUGAACUCUUGGCUGGUAUAUUAAACAAGUUAUAUAAAACACAUUUCUAUGCAGAGUUUCUGCCAGAAAGAAAGUUUUGGGUAUGGCACUAUGGAAGACAAAAUGAUGAAUCCAAUGGAAUAGAGUAAUAUAGUUAUAUAUAGAUAAUCUCUGUUCACUUUGCUUUGUAUAUAUUCAUUCUUGAAAGGGUCGUCCUGCUGUACAUAUGAAAGCAUAGUUUUAAAAUCAUUUAAAGCCAACAUUAAUUAUACAGUAAUGAUAAGAGUAAUUAAUUUUGUCAAAAGGUCAACUAAAAAAAGCAUUAAAUCUGCAAACAAUUAGGGUAUGGCGCCAUACCCAAAUGAUAUGUUUUGGGGGGAUGGCAUUUUAACCGUUUUACCCUCUGGCAGAAACCCUGCUAGCUAUCGCUUGAAAUGAUAUUCAUAUAUGCAUAUUAUUAUAAAACAUUCACUAAAACCUAUGGUUGAAACAGUAACAAUAUAUUGUGUGGUACAUUAUAGUACAAACCCCAUGGAUAUAAACUUAUAACUGAAAUAACACCAGUGUGUGUUACGGUGGAAAAUCAGCGGAAGCUUUUAACUGAAAUGGUGAAGCUGUUACAGUGGGACCUGAUGGACGUUAUGUCUGUGUUUAUCUCGUAUGACCUCAGUUUAGUUUAUCUCCAGGUACUCGCCUGGCCAAGGUAGUGUAUGGUCCCGUUUUACGAAGCGAUCUUUGCGCUAAGAUUACAUUAGGUCUCGUUUUACGAAGCGAUCUUAGCGCUAAGGUAACAUUAGGUCUCGUUUUACGAAGCGAUCUUAGCGCUAAGGUAACAUUAGGUCUCGUUUUACGAAGCGAUCUUAGCGCUAAGGUAACAUUAGGUCCCGUUUUACGAAGCGUUCUUAGCGCUAAGGUAACAUUAGGUCCCGUUUUACGAAACGAUCUUAACGCUAAGGUAACAUUAGGUCCCGUUUUACGAAACGAUCUUAGCGCUAAGGUAACAUUAGGUCCCGUUUUACGAAACGAUCUUAGCGCUAAGGUAACAUUAGGUCCCGUUUGAAGCGAUCGUAGCGUUAAGAUAAUAUUAGCGCAUAACUACCUUGUGUACAAAAGGUGAUUUUGGCGCUAAAACAAUCGGACUAUUUCCCGUUCCAGCCAGUGCACCAUGACUGAUAUAUCAAAGGCCGUGGUAUGUGCUAUCCUGUCUGUGGAAUGGUGCAUACAAAAGAUACCUUGCUACUAAUGAAAAAAUAUAGCGGGUUUCCU
This is a messenger RNA of Gigantopelta aegis, 3450 nucleotides long. Its product is annotated as E3 ubiquitin-protein ligase TRIM56-like. Bases 232 to 1980 code for a protein of 582 amino acids. Gene Ontology annotation, biological process: positive regulation of DNA-templated transcription. Gene Ontology annotation, molecular function: ubiquitin-protein transferase activity; zinc ion binding. Gene Ontology annotation, cellular component: chromatin; nucleoplasm. NCBI's taxonomy places the organism in Eukaryota, Metazoa, Mollusca, Gastropoda, Neomphalida, Peltospiridae. The transcript has a single exon. The record is from RefSeq and is a predicted model, not a curated record.